Populus nigra (black poplar) is the source of this 1830-nucleotide messenger RNA. Its product is annotated as 7-deoxyloganetin glucosyltransferase-like. Bases 151 to 1593 code for a protein of 480 amino acids. The transcript has 2 exons. The record is from RefSeq and is a predicted model, not a curated record. Gene Ontology annotation, molecular function: UDP-glycosyltransferase activity. Lineage: Eukaryota; Viridiplantae; Streptophyta; Magnoliopsida; Malpighiales; Salicaceae.
UUUUCCUUAUAAAAGCACCCUUAACUUUCGUUGUGUGUAUACACGUACAAAAAUUGUAGCAUUGCUCUAUAUAGGGACAGAAUCUCUAUAUUGUGUAGGCAAUACAUAGAGCAAAUAUAGAAAGAAAGUAAGAAACAAAGAAUUAGAGAGAUGAUUUUUAAUAUUUUAGCUGACAAGCCUCAUGCGGUUUGCAUUCCCAGCCCAGCUCAGAGCCACAUUAAGUCAAUGCUUAAGCUAUCAAAAUUACUACAUUACAAAGGUUUUCACAUAACCUUUGUCAACGCAGAUUUUAAUCAUAAACGUUUGCUUAAAUCUAGAGGUCCUGAUGCCAUGAAUGGCUUGCCCGAUUUUCGGUUUGAAUCCAUUCCAGAUGGCCUCCCUCCUUCAAAUGAGAAUGAAACCCAAGAUGUCGCUGCACUUUGUGAGGCUGCCAAGAAGAACUUGUUAGCUCCGUUUAAUGACCUGCUUGACAAGCUUAAUGAUUCAGCAUCUUCUAAUGUGCCCCCAGUGACUUGCAUCGUCUCUGAUGGUUUCAUGCCCGUCGCUAUCGAUGCUGCUGAGAUGCGCCAAAUUCCGAUUGCUUUGUUCUUCACCAUCUCUGCUUCCAGCUUCAUGGGAUUUAAACAUUUUCAAGCACUCCGAGAAAAAGGUCUUACACCACUGAAAGAUGAGAGCUUUUUAACUAAUGGCUACUUGGACAAAGUUGUAGAUUGGAUCCCAGGAAUGAGAGAUAUAAGGCUAAGAGACCUUCCAAGUUUUGUUCGUACAACAGAUCCAAAUGAUUUUUUGUUUAAAUACUGCUUGGAAUGUACUGGGCGGGCUUCUGAAGGUUCUGCAGUUAUUUUCCAUACUUUUGAUGUUUUGGAGCAAGAAGUUCUGAAUGCCCUUUACUCUAUGUUUCCUCGAGUCUAUACGAUCGGUCCACUUCAGUUGCUUCUCAAUCAAAUACAAGAAGUAUAUCUAAGUUCUAUUGGAUGCAAUCUUUGGAAAGAAGAAGUUGAGUGUCUCCAAUGGCUUGAUUCCAACAAACCCAAGUCAGUAAUAUAUGUGAAUUUUGGUAGCAUAACAACCGUUACGAAGGAACAGCUCGUUGAAUUUGGCAUGGGACUUGCUAGAAGUGGCCAUCCAUUUUUAUGGAUAAUAAGGCCUGAUAUGGUCACUGGCGACUCCGCGAUAUUGCCACCAGAAUUCACUGAAGAAACCAAGGAAAGAAGCUUUAUUUGUAGUUGGUGUCCGCAAGAGGAAGUCCUCAACCACCCAUCAAUAGGAGGUUUCCUAACACAUAGUGGAUGGGGUUCAACAAUUGAGAGCAUUUCUUCUGGCGUGCCUAUGCUUUGUUGGCCAUUCUUUGCUGAUCAGCAAACAAACUGUAGGUACACAUGCUCUGAGUGGGGAAUUGGAAUGGAGAUUGAUAACAAUGUCAAAAGAGAUAAAGUGGAGAAGCUCGUGAGAGAGUUGAUGGAGGGAGAGAAAGGUAAGAGCAUGAAGAAGAAAGCCAUGGAGUGGAAAAAACUAGCAGAGGAGGCCAAUGGUCCAGGUGGUUCAUCGUCUAUGAAUUUAGACAAAUUGGUGAAGGAAGUGCUUUUGUCGUGAAAAAAUAAAACUGCAUGCUAAACUAAAGACAGUUAAAGCUGAAGACGAAUGUAUUGUUCUCAAGGUGACAUGGUGGUUUCAUUUUAAUGAAGUGCUUUUUUUAUUUUUCACCUUUUUGUGUGAAGAAAGGGACUGAAAGCCCUCAAAAGAAAUUACAAUAGGUGAGGAGAGGAAAGGCAGAACCAAUGAGAUCACGGUACAAUACAGGGAGCAAUAAAUUGUUGAGGUAAACUCGUA